CGGCGGCGGCAGGGAGAGCGGGGCCUGGACGUGAAAACAAAAGCAACAUGGAUAAAGCCAAGAGGGAGCUGACGAGCUCUUUGGGGAGGAGUCCCUAUCCCCCAUAUUCCAGCAGUCAGACGUCUGACUCCUCCCCAGGAUCCAGCUUAUCCCCAACAGAUAGUUCCAACAAAACAAGUAGCAAGAAGUACCCUGUGACAAAAGAACGAGGAUUUUACUCUGAUAUCCUUGCACCAGGAGCUGCAGAACUUUUGGGGGAAGUGUGUGAGGGCCCCAGUGUAUAUAAGGAUUUACUGAAACAAUCAGAACUAGAGGAACACACUCCAAAAGUCACAACAUUUGAUACUCCUGAGAAUAUUGGGAAUAUCUUGAAUAGCCAACAAAUUGGACCAACUACAGAAAUUAUCAAAGAAACAGACUUUCCCUUGCAGGCAUAUAAGCCAAAAGUACAAGUUCCCUUUGAGGUGCUUCCAGGACAGUGCCCUCGGAAAAUUGAGAUUGAGAGGAGGAGACGGUUAUAUCUCAGCCUGGAUAUCAAUCAGCUUCUAAAAAAUGAAGGAAUCAAUUCUAAUGACCUGAUGCCAAGACACCAAGAUGAUGCUAGUAUGCCAACUAUUGAGGAGAACAAAGACCCUCUUUUCCCUGUCUAUCUCCCAUUACAGAUUUUUGAUGAUGAAGAGUUUGAUUGCCGGACCCCAGAAGAGUGGUUGUUGUUGGGUGUAGAGCCUAGAUCUGAAGAUCGGAAACCAAUUCCAGGAAAAGCUCUCCUACCUACAGAUGAUAUCCUGGGACAUGAAGAUCCAAAAAGCCACAAACUGAUCUACAAAUGGAUAAAUGUUGGCGUCUUGGAUUAUGAUGCGGAGACAAAACUCUACUUGGUACAUAAAACAAACCAUAUGGGCCUAGUCCGGGACAGAAAUGGGAGACGUAUACUUAAUGGAGGAAUGACUGAAGAAGGGAGAGCCCCUCUGAUGCCCUGUCAGUACUGGGUUCCCCGAGUACGUUUGCUUUUUCUUGCUGAAGAUCCCCGUGUUUUUGCCCAGCGGGUGAUUUCUGCCAAUAACAUGAGGAAGAAAACACAGGCACUAUUGUUAUAUAAUUUAUAUGUGGACUGUAUGCCUGUGGAUGGAUUACAAAGCAUUGAAGAGAAGAGUUUGCAACACAUGAAGCAAAUGGCACUGGAGACUUCACAUCUGAGGAAAGGGAAUAACAUUUUAGAUCGGCUGUACCGCCUGGGGAGAGAAGUGUCUCUAGACUAUGAACGUGCCAUGAACAAGAUUAAUUUUGACAGAAUUGUCAGUUCCAAGCCUCAGACAUUCUCUUAUGUCACUUUGCCCGAGAAAGAGGAGGACAAGGUACCAGAAAAGGGCCUCAUUGAGAUUCCAGAAUACCCAUUUAGUGAGCAGAGAGAAGAUUUUAUAUUUGUUUCCCUCUUGACACGAGCUGAAGUCAUCAUGGCUUUGUGCCAGGUGCGGGAUGAGUGCAACAAAACUGCAGCAAUGUCACUUUUCCAUUCAAGUCUGACAAAGUAUGGCCGGCUAGAGGAGUUUGAGCAGAUCCAGACACAGACCUAUUCCCAGAUUUCAAUGUUCCUAAAGGAUACUUGGAUCAAUACUUUAAAGAUAGCAGUGAGAAGUAGUCUAAGGGACAUAGGCAAAGGCUGGUACAACUUAUAUGAGACCAAAUGGGAGGUAUACCAGAUGUCCAAGCUUCAUCAGUUGAUGGAGCUUAUCAAGUUUAUGAUGCAAGAUACUGUACGUUACCUUAUUCAGGAUUCAUUAGUAAAUUUCACUCAGCUUUUUGUGGAUGCCUGCCACAGUGUCCUGGAUUGUCCUGAAGAUAUGGAGUGGGGAAAUGACCUUGUUAACAGCCCCUACAGACCACGAAAAAAUCCACUGUUCCUAGUUGAUCUAGUUCUGGACCCUACUGGUGUCCACUUCAGCACACCUCUGGAGAACUUUGAAGAAGUAGUUAUCUCUCUAUUUAAUAAAGGGAUUUUGGCUACCCACAGAAUACCACAGCUGGAGAAAUAUGUGCUUGAAAACAUAUUCAUCUGUGGAACACCAUUGUUGGAGUCUGUGGGCAUAAAUGAGCCACUAGUGGUAGAGCUACGAAAUACUAUCUCUACAUGUAUCUGCAAAUCACUGCUGCCACUCCAGGCUUAUGCCAAGAAUUAUGAAAAAUACUUAGAACUGAAUAAUCGUGAUAUCCGCAGUCUUCUACAGCAAUAUGAGGUCCAGUGUCCCCCUGCUCAAGAAGUGAGAGAGAUUGUGCACACGUAUUUAACAGAAAAGGAGUUGUUGGACAACAGUCUGCCUAGCAACAUGGUCAUUGGGCCCUUUCAUCUCAAUGUUGAAGUUGUAAAGCAAAAUCUCUCCAAGAAAUACAAAGCUUUGGCUACCUCUAUGCUGGAUAUAUUGGCUAGGAAUUUACACAACCAGGUGGAAGAUAUCUGCGAAGCCUUCAAAGCUAUCAGCCGAAAGAUUUAUGAAAAACCAAACAGCAUUGAGGAGCUGGCUGAGCUGCGUGAGUGGAUGAAAGGAAUUCCUGAGAAGCAGAAAGCUCAGGAGGAGUUGAUAAGUAAGGUCAUGGAAGACUAUGAAGUCAUGGAGGAAUUCCUUUACAAUUUGACUCAAGAUGACUUCAAUGAUAAGUGGGCUGCAAGCGGCUGGCCUUUCAAGCUCACCUCACAGAUUGAACAGAUACGGCAGCAGCACAUUGAAGAUGAGGAUAGGUUCCGUAAAAUUCAACUCAUGGAUCAAACCAACUUCUUGGAACGUCUGGAUGGCCUGCAGCUUGCUGUGGCUGGCUUUUCUGCACACUCAGAUAUUAACCGUGCCCAUGAAAUAGCCAAUGAAGCAAGGAGAAUCAGGAAACAAUUGAAAGAUUCCCAGCAAAUGGCACUACUCUACAACAAUAGGGAACGAAUUUUUGGCACACCAGUGACUAACUAUGAUAAGUUGAACAGGAUGGUGAAGGACUUCCAGCCCUUUUAUGACCUCUGGACUACAGCAUCAGACUGGCUUCGUUGGGCUGAGAGCUGGAUGCAUGAUCCCCUAUCUGCAAUUGAUGCAGAGCAACUAGAGAAGAAUGUCAAUGAAUCCUUUAAAACGAUGCACAAGUGUGUGAAACAAUUCAAGGAUAUUCCAGCAUGCCAAGAUGUGGCUGUGGAAAUCCGUGGCAAGAUUGAGGAAUUCAGACCCUACAUACCUCUGAUUCAAGGUCUGCGUAAUCCUGGAAUGCGCAACCGUCAUUGGGAGAUGCUAUCAGAGGAGAUCAAAAUCAAUGUGAAACCCAAGGCUAACUUGACAUUUGCACGCUGUCUGGAUAUGAAGCUUCAGGACCACAUUGAGAGCAUAUCUAAAGUAGCAGAGAUUGCAGGGAAGGAGUAUUCAAUUGAGCAUGCCUUGGAUAAGAUGGAGCAUGAAUGGGAAUCUAUCCUCUUUAACUUAAUUCCCUAUAAAGCAACAGAAACCUUCAUUCUAAAAAGCCCUGAUGAAGCUUCUCAACUUCUGGAUGAUCACAUUGUUAUGACCCAAAGCAUGUCAUUUUCGCCAUUCAAAAAGCCAUUUGAGGAUAGGAUAAACACAUGGGAAAAUAAGCUGAAGAUGACCCAGGAUGUCUUGGAGGAAUGGCUGACUUGUCAGCGUUCAUGGCUAUAUCUUGAGCCCAUUUUUAGCUCAGAAGACAUUAACAGACAGUUGCCAGUGGAAAGCAAACGCUACCAAACUAUGGAGAGGACAUGGAGAAAGAUCAUGCAGCAUGCCGAAGAGAACAGAGAGGUGAUUAACGUAUGUCCAGAUCCCAGGCUGCUGGAAAAGCUGCGGGAAUGUAAUAAACUGCUGGACUUGGUGCAGAAAGGCCUGAGCGAAUACUUGGAGACUAAGAGAGGAGCAUUCCCAAGAUUCUACUUCCUUUCUGAUGAUGAGCUGUUAGAAAUACUGUCUCAGACUAAGGACCCUACAGCUGUGCAGCCCCAUCUUCGCAAAUGCUUUGAGAAUAUUGCACGGUUGCUCUUUCAGGAAGAUCUCAAGAUUACACACAUGUAUUCUGCAGAAGGGGAAGAAGUAAAACUUGUUCGUUCUAUUUAUCCCACGGGAAAUGUGGAAGACUGGCUGCUGGAAGUUGAGAAGAUAAUGAAGGCUAGUGUGCGAGACAACAUUGAAAGGGCAAUCAAGGUUUAUCCACAUACACCACGGACUACCUGGGUCUUAGAUUGGCCAGGCCAAGUGACUAUUGCUGGAUGUCAGACAUUCUGGACAAAGGAGGUAUCUGAAGCCCUUGAAGCUCAAGAUUUGUCUACCAGGCUGUUUCCCCAGCUAAGUGCUCAGCUCAGUGAUCUGGUAGCACUUGUACGAGGGAAGCUGUCUCGAAUGCAGCGGGCAGUGUUAUCUGCUCUCAUUGUGAUUGAAGUGCAUGCCAAAGAUGUAGCAGCUAAACUUAUUGAGGAGAAUGUCAUGAGUGAGAAUGACUUUGAAUGGAUUUCCCAGCUCAGAUACUACUGGACAAGAGAAGAUUUGUAUAUUCGUGCAGUUAAUGCUGAAUUUAUCUAUGGCUAUGAAUACUUGGGCAAUAGCGGGCGCCUAGUGAUCACCCCUCUCACUGACAGAUGCUACCUGACACUCACUGGAGCACUACAUUUGAAAUUUGGAGGCGCUCCUGCAGGACCAGCUGGAACAGGCAAAACAGAGACAACUAAGGAUUUGGGGAAAGCUUUAGCUAUCCAGACUGUGGUGUUUAAUUGCUCUGAUCAGCUUGAUUUCAUGGCAAUGGGAAAAUUCCUGAAAGGAUUAGCCAGUUCUGGAGCUUGGGCUUGCUUUGAUGAGUUUAACCGCAUUGAUAUUGAAGUGUUGUCUGUAGUGGCCCAGCAGAUCACAACAAUUCAGAAGGCGCAACAGCAGAGAGUUGAUCGUUUCAUAUUUGAAGGUGCUGAGAUCCCACUGGUCCCAUCUUGUGCAGUGUUCAUAACAAUGAAUCCUGGCUAUGCAGGACGCACUGAAUUACCAGAUAAUUUAAAGGCUCUCUUUCGUCCUGUGGCAAUGAUGGUUCCAGAUUAUUCUAUGAUUGCUGAAAUUUCUUUGUAUUCUUUUGGAUUCAAUGAAGCCAAAGUUCUGGCAAAGAAGAUUACUACCACAUUUAAGCUGUCUUCUGAACAACUCAGUUCCCAGGAUCACUAUGACUUUGGAAUGAGAGCUGUGAAAACUGUGAUUUCAGCUGCUGGCAACCUCAAAAGAGAAAAUCAAACAAUGAAUGAGGAAUUGAUUUGUCUAAGGGCCAUCAAGGAUGUCAAUGUUCCUAAGUUCCUACAGGAUGAUCUCAAGCUUUUUAGUGGUAUAAUUUCUGACCUGUUUCCCUUGAUCAAAGAAGAGCCUAUUGACUAUGGCAUUCUAGAAGAAGCAAUUCACAGGUGCUGCCUUAAGGACAAUUUGAAGGAUGUGGAUGGGUUUGUGACAAAAUGUAUCCAGCUGUAUGAAACUACUGUGGUACGGCACGGCCUCAUGUUAGUAGGACCUACAGGCUCUGGAAAAACUAAGUGUUAUAAAGUUUUAGCGGCGGCAAUGACGUCUUUGAAAGGCCGGCCUUCAGUCAGUGGUGGAAAUUAUGAAGCUGUCAAUUAUUAUAUAUUAAAUCCCAAAUCUAUUACCAUGGGACAGCUGUAUGGAGAAUUUGACUUAUUAACACAUGAAUGGACAGAUGGGAUUCUUCCUGCUCUCAUUCGGGUGGGAGCUGUAGCCACAGAUAGCAACAAAAAAUGGUACAUGUUUGAUGGUCCAGUUGAUGCGGUUUGGAUUGAAAAUAUGAACACUGUGCUAGACGACAACAAGAAGUUGUGCCUUAGUUCUGGAGAAAUUAUUAAGCUAACAGAGGCAAUGACCAUGAUGUUUGAAGUACAGGAUUUAGCUGUUGCCUCUCCUGCCACUGUUUCUCGGUGUGGCAUGGUAUAUCUUGAACCCAGCAUUUUGGGACUAAAGCCUUUCACAGAAUGUUGGCUGAAGAAGAUUCCAGAUAUUAUGAAGCCAUAUUCAGAGAAGCUGGAUUCUCUUUUCAGCAGAUUUCUAGAGGAUUCUAUCAGAUUUGUCCGGAGUUCUGUGAAAGAGAUCAUUGCUUCCACAGAUUCUAACCUGGCAAGAAGUCUUCUCAAACUACUGGAUUGUUUCUUUCAACCUUUCAUUCCAGUUGAGGGGAUGAAAAAAAUUCCUCCAGAGAAGACAGCCCGUAUUGGUGAACUGAUUGAAUCCUGGUUCAUAUUUGCCUUGAUAUGGAGUGUGGGAGCAACUGGGGAUGCUCAAAGCCGUGUGUUAUUCAGCACGUGGUUAAGGACAAAGAUGUCAGAAGAGAAGAUUAAAAUAUUAUUUCCAGAAGAGGGGUUGGUCUAUGACUAUAAACUGGACGAUACCGGAAUUAGCAGUGCUGAAGACGAUGAGGAUGAAGAUGUUAUUAAAAAGGUUUGCUGGGAGAACUGGAUGGAUUCUGCCGCAGAAUUUACCAUGGUGCCUGACGCCAGCUUUUGUGACAUUAUUGUUCCCACAAUGAACACUGUCCAGAUGGCACACCUGUUGGAAAUGUUACUUACCAAUCACAAACCGGUCCUCUGUAUUGGCCCCACAGGAACUGGGAAGACACUCACAAUAGCAGACAAGCUUCUGAAGAACUUGCCACUUGAAUACAUCAGCCACUUUCUCAUGUUCUCUGCUCGGACUUCAGCUAAUCAGACUCAAGAUCUCAUUGACAGCAAGCUGGAUAAAAGACGCAAGGGAGUCUUUGGUCCUCCACUUGGAAGAUACUUUAUAUUUUUCAUUGAUGACCUCAACAUGCCAGCCCUAGAGACCUAUGGUGCCCAGCCACCCAUUGAGCUUCUUCGUCAAUGGAUGGAUCACGAUGGCUGGUAUGACAGGAAACAAAUUGGUACCUUCAAGAAAUUGGUAGAUAUUAAUUUUGUUGGUGCCAUGGGACCACCUGGUGGAGGAAGAAAUGCCAUCACUCCACGCCUCACUCGCCAUUUCAACUACCUCUCAUUCACUGAGAUGGAGGAUAGCAGCAAGAAGAAAAUAUUCUCCACUAUUCUUGGCAGUUGGAUGGCUGGACAACUAGGAGAAAUAUGUUACAGGGAUCCAGUCCCUGGCUGCCCUGAUGUGGAGGAUUUAAAUGAACCUCUUGUAGAUGCUACCAUACGCGUGUACUCAACCAUCACAUCCCAAUUAUUGCCAACUCCAGCAAAAUCACAUUAUACAUUUAAUUUGAGGGACCUCUCCAAGGUUUUCCAGGGGAUCCUCAUGGCUGAACCUGCCAAGAUUGAGGACAAACUGCCCCUCCUGAGGCUGUGGUAUCAUGAGAGCUGCCGUGUGUUUCGUGACCGCCUGGUGAAUGAAGAGGAUCGCACUUGGUUUGAUGACCUCAUGAAGAACAUGAUGUUGGAAUGGGAAACUACUUUUGAUGAAGUUGUGCCUUUUCAGCCCCUUCUCUAUGGGGAUUUCAUGGUUCCUGCUUCUGAUGUGAAACUUUAUGAAAUGAUUGAUGAUAAGGAAAAGCUUAUGUCUGUUAUUGAGGAAUACAUGGAAGAAUAUAAUCAGAUCAAUACCACCAAGAUGAAGCUAGUGCUCUUCAUGGAUGCAAUGCAACACAUUUGCCGUAUUACCCGUAUUCUGCGCCAGGCACUGGGCAAUGCUCUUCUCUUAGGUGUUGGUGGCAGUGGAAGGCAAUCUCUCACCAAACUAGCAUCUCACAUAGCUGAUUAUGAAUGUUUUCAAAUAGAACUUUCUAAGAACUAUGGGAUAUCUGACUGGAGAGAAGACAUAAAAAAGAUCAUGUUGAAGGCUGGUCUGCAAAGCCUACCCAUUACAUUUCUGUUUACAGAUACUCAGAUUAAAAAUGAAUCUUUCCUUGAGGAUAUCAACAACUUGCUAAAUUCUGGAGACAUCCCUAACCUGUAUGCACUAGAUGAACAGGAUCAGAUUAUGACGACCAUGAAACCUAUUGUUCAGGACCAGGGGCUUCAGCCUACCAAGGCCAACCUGAUGGCUGCAUACACAGGAAGAGUACGCAGUAAUAUCCAUACAGUUCUCUGCAUGAGUCCUAUAGGAGAAGUAUUCCGAGCACGACUCAGACAGUUCCCAUCACUAGUGAACUGCUGUACCAUUGACUGGUUUAAUGAGUGGCCUGCUGAAGCCCUGGAGUCUGUUGCAACUUCCUACUUCCAGGAUCUCCCAGAUGCUGAAGCCACCCCUGAAAUCAUAAAGGGAAUGAUUGAGAUGUGUGUAGAAAUUCAUCAGAGUGUGGCACUUAAGUGCAAAGCAUAUUUGGCAGAACUUGCAAGGCAUAAUUAUGUCACUCCCAAAAGCUACCUUGAACUGCUUGGUAUCUUCAUCACCUUGAUAGGAACAAAGAAACAAGAACUCAAAGUUGCCAAAAAUAGGAUGAAAAGUGGAUUGGACAAGCUUUUGCGAACAGCAGAAGAUGUAGCAAAAAUGCAGGAAGAGCUAGAAUUAGCACGUCCCCUGCUGGCAGAAGCUGCCAAAGACACACUAGUGACCAUGGAACAAAUACAGGUAGACACAGCAGUAGCAGAAGAAACAAGAAAUGCUGUGCAGGCAGAGGAAAUGAAAGCUAAGGUGAAAGCUCAGACAGCCCAGGCUAUCGCUGAUGAUGCACAGAAGGACCUCGCAGAAGCCCUUCCUGCACUGGAUGCUGCCCUUGCAAGCUUAAGGAACCUCAACAAAAAUGAUGUCACUGAGGUACGAGCCAUGCAGCGUCCUCCACUUGGUGUUAAAAUGGUUAUUGAAGCUGUCUGCAUUAUGAAAGGAGUUAAGCCUAAGAAAGUGGCAGGAGAGAAGCCAGGCUCCAAAUUAGAUGAUUAUUGGGAGCCUGGCAAAGGCCUCCUUCAGGAUCCAGGGAAAUUUCUUGAAAGCCUGUUUAAAUAUGAUAAGGAUAACAUUGCAGAUGCUAUCAUUAAAUUAAUCCAGCCAUAUAUUGACAGUGAAGAAUUUCAGCCAUCAGCCAUAGCAAAAGUGUCCAAAGCCUGCACAUCUAUCUGCCAGUGGGUCAGGGCUAUGCACAAGUACCACUUUGUGGCAAAAGCUGUGGAGCCAAAGCGACAAGCCCUGAGGGAAGCAGAAGAAGACCUACAAGCCACACAGAAGGUACUUGAUGAAGCCAAGGAACGUCUACGAGAAGUGGAGGAUGGCAUUGCCAGUCUUCAGGCCAAAUACAGAGGCACCCUAGCAACCAAAGAGGAGCUGGAAAUGAAGUGCGAACAGUGUGAGCAGAGACUAAAUCGAGCAGACAAGUUAAUUAAUGGCCUUGCUGAUGAAAGGGUACGCUGGCAAGAGACUGUCCAGAACCUAGAUUAUAUGAUCAACAACAUUUCGGGGGACGUGCUCGUUUCAUCUGGCUUCAUUGCAUAUUUGGGCCCUUUCACGGGUCACUACCGCAUAGCACUUUACGAGGAAUGGAUAAGUCAUCUGGACUCACAUAAUGUUCCACAUACCAAAGAACCAAACUUGAUAGCUACACUUGGAGACCCAGUGAAAAUACGAUCAUGGCAGAUAGCAGGUCUGCCCAACGAUACCUUAUCUGUGGAGAAUGGAAUGAUAACACAGUUCUCUCAGCGCUGGACUCUAUUCAUAGAUCCUCAGGGACAAGCCAACAAAUGGAUAAAAAAUUUGGAGAAAGAUUCUGGCUUAGAUACAUCUAAGUUGAGUGACCGGGACUUCCUGCGCAGCUUGGAAAAUGCUAUUCGUUUUGGAAAGCCAUUUCUCUUGGAGAAUGUAGGGGAAGAACUGGAUCCAGCUCUUGAACCUGUCUUGCUGAAACAGACUUACAAACAACAGGGCAGCACUGUGCUGAAACUGGGUGACACUGUGAUUCCGUAUCAUGAAGAUUUCAAGAUGUACAUCACCACCAACCUGCCUAACCCGCACUACACACCGGAGCUAUCCACCAAGCUGACCCUGAUUAACUUCACCCUAUCCCCCAGUGGCUUAGAGGACCAGUUGCUAGGCCAAGUAGUAGCUGAAGAGCGUCCUGACUUGGAAGAGGCUAAGAACCAGCUGAUUGUCAGUAAUGCCAAGAUGCGUCAAGAGUUGAAGGAGAUAGAAGAUCAGAUCCUCUAUCGUCUUAGCUCCUCUGAGGGGAACCCUGUUGAUGAUUUGGAGCUCAUCAAAGUAUUAGAAGCAUCUAAGCUAAAAGCAGGGGAAAUUCAGGCCAAAGUAAAGAUAGCUGAGCAGACAGAGAAGGAUAUUGAUAUCACUCGGCUGGAGUAUAUACCAGUGGCAGUCCGCACCCAGAUCCUAUUCUUCUGUGUCUCAGAUCUGUCCAACGUUGACCCCAUGUACCAGUAUUCAUUGGAAUGGUUCCUCAACAUAUUCUUGACAGGAAUUUCAAACUCUGAAAGAGCAGACACUCUGAAGAAGCGGAUAGCAAAUAUCAAUAAGUACCUUACCUUCAGUCUCUACAGCAAUGUAUGCCGGAGCCUCUUUGAGAAGCACAAGCUCAUGUUUGCAUUCCUAGUGUGCAUCCGAAUCAUGAUGAAUGAAGGCAAAAUAGAUAUGGACGAAUGGCGAUACCUCAUUUCUGGUGGUGCUGUGAAGGUCAUGCGAGAUAAUCCAGCUCCUGCCUGGCUAUAUGAAAGAGCGUGGAAUGAUAUCCUGGCCUUAACCAACCUGCCCAAUUUUUCUUCCUUUGCUGAUGAUUUUGUGUCCAAUCUGUAUGCUUUCCGAAAAAUCUUUGACAGUGCUGAACCUCACAGGGAGCAUCUGCCUGGCAUUUGGAAUACCAAACUGGAUCCCUUCCAGAAGUUGCUGGUCCUGCGCUGCCUGCGAGGGGACAAAGUCACCAAUGCAAUGCAGGACUUUGUGGCUGAAAAUUUGGGACAAAGUUUUAUUGAGCCACAGACUGCAAACCUCUCUGUAGUGUUUAAGGAGUCUGCUGCGACUACUCCACUGAUAUUCGUCCUCUCUCCAGGCACUGACCCAGCUGCUGAUCUCUACAAAUUUGCUGAAGAAAUGAAAUUUUCCAAGAAGCUGUCUGCCAUUUCUCUUGGCCAGGGACAAGGCCCCCGUGCAGAAGCCAUGAUGCGCAAUGCUAUGGAGCGAGGAAAGUGGGUCUUCUUUCAGAAUUGCCACUUAGCUCCAAGCUGGAUGCCUUCUUUGGAGAGACUUAUUGAAAGCAUCAACCCUGACAAGGUGCAUCGUGACUUCCGGCUUUGGCUCACCAGUUUGCCCAGUAACAAGUUCCCAGUGUCAAUCCUCCAAAAUGGAUCCAAGAUGACCAUUGAGCCCCCUCGAGGAGUAAAGGCCAAUUUGCUGAAGUCAUACAGUAGUCUGAGCAAUGACUUCUUGAACUCCUGCAGCAAGAAUUCAGAGUUCAAGUCUUUGCUCCUCUCACUUUGCCUCUUCCAUGGGAAUGCUCUGGAAAGACGGAAGUUUGGGCCACUGGGAUUCAACAUUCCCUAUGAGUUCACAGAUGGAGAUCUGCGCAUCUGCAUCAGCCAACUAAAGAUGUUUCUGGAUGAAUAUGAAGAAAUCCCUUACAAGGUUUUGAAGUACACUGCUGGUGAGAUCAACUAUGGAGGCAGAGUGACAGAUGACUGGGACAGACGAUGCAUCAUGAAUAUUUUGGAAGAUUUCUAUAACUCCGAUGUUCUGGUUCCAGAACACUGUUACUCGGAAUCUGGUAUCUACAAGCAGAUUAGUACUACUUAUGAUCUUGCUGGAUACCUCCAGUACAUCAAGAGCCUCCCACUUAAUGACAUGCCUGAGAUAUUUGGACUGCAUGACAACGCUAACAUCACUUUUGCUCAGAACGAGACAUAUGCACUGCUUGGAGCCAUUAUUCAACUGCAGCCGAAGACAUCAACGGCAGGAGGCCGAAGCCGAGAGGAGAUUGUGGAGGAGACCUCAAAAGACAUACUAGAGAAGGUGCCUCAGCCUAUUGACCUGCGUGCGGUAAUGCUGAGAUACCCUGUUCUCUAUGAGGAGUCCAUGAACACUGUUUUGGUUCAAGAGGUGAUCAGAUAUAAUCGUCUGCUGGUAACAAUUGCACAGAGUUUAAAGGAUCUUCUGAAAGCUCUCAUAGGCCUUGUGGUAAUGUCAUCCCAGCUGGAACUGAUGUCCAAUAGUUUGUACAACAAUAUUGUCCCAGAGAAGUGGAACAGUAAGGCAUACCCCUCCCUGAAGCCCUUGGCCUCUUGGGUAAAUGACCUAUUGCUGCGCAUUGAGUUCCUGCAGAAGUGGAUUGCUCAUGGGAUCCCACCAGUGUUCUGGAUAAGCGGGUUCUUCUUCCCUCAGGCCUUUUUGACAGGAACACUCCAGAACUUUGCCAGGCAGUCUAUCAUAUCCAUUGACACCAUCUCUUUUGAUUUUAAGGUGAUGAGUCAGACAGUGCAUGAGCUCACCCAGCGGCCUGCUCAGGGAUGCUACAUCCAUGGCUUAUUUCUGGAAGGGGCUCGUUGGGAUACCCUUAUGUAUCAGCUCACAGAGUCACGGCCAAAGGAGCUCUACACAGAGAUGGCCGUCCUGUGGUUAGUGCCUGUGCCCAACCGCAGGCCUCCAGCCACAGGCAUCUACUUAUGUCCUAUCUACAAGACACUCACCCGGGCAGGGACACUGUCAACAACUGGUCAUUCUACUAACUAUGUGAUUGCUGUAGAAAUUCCCACAAAAAAGCCCCAGAGGCACUGGAUUAAACGUGGUGUUGCUUUGAUCUGUGCCUUGGACUUCUAAGUACAGAAGCAGUUGUCUUUAUGGCUCAUUCCAUGAAAAUUGAGUUAUUCAGCAACUCAACCAGACCGUUUGGUUAUCUGAAGAAACACAUAGAUGAAUGGGACUCAUACAUGAACUAAGACAUCAUACCCAUAAGUUUAAGUAAUGUAACAGUUAUGUAGUAAUUAUUUUAAUAAAAUAUAUAUUAAAGUGUUUUUUAGUUUAACA
Molecule: messenger RNA, 12926 nt
Organism: Anolis sagrei ordinatus
Lineage: Eukaryota; Metazoa; Chordata; Lepidosauria; Squamata; Anolidae
Gene: DNAH1
Product: dynein axonemal heavy chain 1
Biological process (GO): microtubule-based movement
Cellular component (GO): dynein complex
Molecular function (GO): dynein light intermediate chain binding; ATP binding; minus-end-directed microtubule motor activity
Source: RefSeq, a predicted model, not a curated record